Molecule: messenger RNA, 1107 nt
Organism: Fusarium falciforme
Lineage: Eukaryota; Fungi; Ascomycota; Sordariomycetes; Hypocreales; Nectriaceae
Exons: 6
Coding region: 1-1107 (368 amino acids)
Source: RefSeq, a predicted model, not a curated record
AUGGCUCCGGCGCCGUCGGGUGCUGCCGUGCUGGGCACCAUCUACACGCUCAUUGUACUGGCAGCUCUGGUCAUCGCGGCGCGCAUUUAUCUUCGCAUCGUCAUUCAGAAACGAAGACUACUGGCCAGCGAUUUCAUCAUGAUACUAGCUUGGCUCUCAGCAGUAUCGACGUCAGCUUUUGACAUUCUCCUCAAAAAACACGGAGCAUUAGAGGCCCACAUUAAUUAUACCCUCACCAACUACGAGGCAGACUCAGUAGAAGAGUUUGAGCAUGUCAUGAAGAUGAUCUGGGCCUCAGUCAUCCCAUUCUUCACCACCUUUUACCUCUGCAAGGCUGCUCUUGUUUCAGUCUACCUCCAACUAUUCCCGCCAUUCAUGAAAAAGAGAAGGAUGCUAUUGUGGGUAACAAUUAUUUAUUGCGUGAUUGCCUACGUCGUAUCGAUUGCGCUGCAGUUAUUCCUCUGCUUCCCUAUUGAGAGAAAUUGGUCAAUCAAAGAGCCUGAGAAAAUAUGCCCCGAAGAUGAUCUCAAGCUCGUUUUUGAGGUAGCUUGGGCCUUGCACUUCACGGGAAGUCUUGCUCUCUUUGCCCUUCCUUUUCUUAUCCUGCAAAAUUUAAACAUGCGAACCAAAACCAAGGUUGGAGUCUAUUGCGUCUUUCUUCUUGGACUCAUCGACAUUGCCUUUUCCUUGACACGGUUCUUGACAGUUCUGCUGAGCAACGAUGGUAGCUUCCGGGCUAUCACAACAAUCGAACUAUGGAGCGCCUUGGAUGUUUACGUCGGGCUCAUCAUUGCCUGUCUCCCCUCCCUUCGUCCCUAUCUCCGCCGCAACUUUGGAGCAUCUUACCAAUACGACUACAACGAGUCAGGAAGGGUCACGAAAUCGACAGUCACUCGAAGGCCAGGCCAAAGUGGGUUCGAGGAGCUUGGCGAAGGUCCCUACGCUGGGCCUUCAACGAGCGGGAGCCGGGCGAUAACCAGCCGUCAUGCUGCAGAGUCAGCCGAGUUUAGCACCGAUGUCGAUGACGACAAGAAGAGCAACAGGAGCGAUAUUGAGCUUGUUAAUAUUAAUGUUGGAGCUAAUGGCAAAGAACGAGCCCAUGCCUAA